ACGUGUGACACUAGUGCAUUUUACUCUUUAUAUUCCAGUGAAUCGUUAACCUGCCAGGAUUUCAGGCCGGUAUCGGUGCAGCUUACUUGGACCGGCCAUGCAUCGACGCCGCUGGAUCCUGAAUGCCCGAAAACAGCGCCCAAUUAUUACGACGCGAGUGUAAAUGCUAUGGAGAUAAGUUCGAACGAAUGUGGAACAUGGCGAAACCAGAUUCCGAAAAGAUUCAACUCGAACGUAAGCCCUUUACCCGAGACGAAAAGCCAACAGGAUGGACCAUCACAUCUGACCGAAUCCAUCCUUAACGACAUUUUCGGAAGAAAGAAACGUGACACCACUGCCACUAAGAAACCUACGAAUUCGGAGAAGUCUAAUCCAAAAGACGAAGAUUACUAUGCAUAUGAAGACUCCGAUUAUGAUGUUACUGGAAUCCAAAAUGCGAACGUCUCAUUCCAAGAAGAAGAUGGACCCCAAAGAGCAGAUGUGCCUGGAAUAUGGCGAAUCGCUGUUGAAAUGGAUGAGGUUACUGAAAGGAAAUGCCGAAAGAUCCUGACUAUGAUAAGGUUAUGA
Cooperia oncophora is the source of this 567-nucleotide messenger RNA. NCBI's taxonomy places the organism in Eukaryota, Metazoa, Nematoda, Chromadorea, Rhabditida, Trichostrongylidae. The record is from the annotation of a GenBank genome assembly.